Messenger RNA from Procambarus clarkii (red swamp crayfish), 3849 nucleotides. The record is from RefSeq and is a predicted model, not a curated record. Lineage: Eukaryota; Metazoa; Arthropoda; Malacostraca; Decapoda; Cambaridae.
GCCCUCCAGUAUGUGUGUGGCACCCGUGGACGGUGGACCUGUCCUCGCCUCACCUCCACACACACACACACACACACACACCUGACAAACGUGUGCAGCACCUGAGGCGAGGCAUCGUAGGUGUGACGUAACUAUCAUGAUAUAAACCCCAGUUGAGUAAGAGCGGAGAGUGAGGGAGAGUAGAGGAGGCCUGGUGAGGCGGUGUAUGAGGCACACCUUCCUCAUUGUUGCCUCUUAAGUGUCUUUGGUAGUCAAUGAGGCGAUAGUUCGUGGCUGAUGAGAGUGUGUGGCGCGCAGGCCCCAGGCGAAUCGGCUGAGUGCCAUGGGGUGCCAGUUAUCGAGGGCACUCUUGAGGAACCAGGGGCAGGAGAAGAGUGCCAGGGGGGUGACAGAGCCACCCGCCCCCCCUCCCCUUGACCCUCGUAUACCCCUCACAGCCAAGCAGAAGUUCAACAUGGUCAAGUCUUGGAAGGGCAUCAACCGGGCCAUGGAGGCCACUGGUGUCUACAUGUUCCUUGAAUUAUUUGAAACCAACGCUGAACUGAUCGGGUUGUUCACCAAGUUCAACAAGCUACGCACCAGAGAUGAACAAGCAGAGUCUUUGGAGCUGGCUGAACACGCCACGGUCGUCAUGAACUCCAUCGACGAGGGCAUCAAGGCCAUGGAUAACGUCGACUUUUUCUUCGACCUCCUCUACCAAAUCGGGGCAUCCCAUCACAAGAUCCCGGGCUUCAAGAAGGAGUAUUUUUGGAAGAUUGAGCACCCGUUCUUGGAGGCGGUGCGGCUUACCCUGGGUGACCGUUACACCGACAAUAUGGACAACAUAUACAGGAUCACCAUAAAAUUCCUCCUAGAGACGGUUGUCAAAGGCUACGAGAUGGCAGAAAAAAAAGAACCCAAUGACAAUGUGAAGGAGCUUAGUGACAAUGUGAAGAAGCCUAUUGACAAUGUGAAGGAACCCAACGACAACGCGAAGGAGCCUGCCAACUCGUUGGAGAGUAGGCCUUACUGCAGUAAGGCGACCAAGGGCUCCUGAAGAAGGCACCAAGGACACUGGUGGAGGGGAUGAGUUAGAGGGAAGCCACACUGCCACUAGGGCAUCAUGCACUACUUAUUUUUGUUAUUCACCAAAAUGUAGCUGAAGUGUGGACACCAGAGGUGUCUCUGUUGGGGUAAUGGUAAGCUGGUCAUCUCUGUUGGGGUAGCAAUAUUAACCUAAUCUGCUCUUGACUGCUUCCAAUUGUCUGGUGUGUUGACCGGUCAUUUAUCAGAAGCAAACUGGUAAAUAUUAACCACUAAUUAUUAAGGUGCAAACUUUCAAAACGAACAAAACAGUGUCCUUUGGAACAAAUUAGCUAUACUGUAUUUUAUAUUAUAUAUAUAUAAUAUUAGUAUACAAAAAGGUUCAAGUAUUUUUGUGAAUAUACUCUUGGUAUUUUUUUCAAAUGAGGGAUUUCAUAGCUCUGAGAGAAUUGCACCUAUGGCUAUUAGAAUUUGAAGGGUACUUGUAUGUGUGUGCAUGCUGACUUAUUAGUACUUACCUAUCAGUGAUUACGGGGAAGUGAGGUCUAGCUCUUUAUACCCUGCCUCCUACCCUUGUUGUAACUGUUAUGUUUAACCUUCACUAUUCUAACAAUUAAUAUCUUUGCCGAACCUUUUCUUAAAGCUGUGAAUGGAGGUGGCUUCUACAACUUCUUCCCUUAUUUUGUGUGUGUAGUCACAUUGUGAGGGAACCGGUUCAUUAGUUAUGCAUAAUGACUCCUAAACAGACCAUCCUCUUAAAAUGGUAGUAUUUAUAGGGACUAUUUGGUCAAAUGUACAAGAAAACUCUUGGACCAAAAAAGUUCACAUUUUGCAUUACCGUGCUGAAUAAGCCCAAAUGACUUUCUAAAAAUUUGAAAUAUAAUUUAACCUAACCUGUCCAUUCCUAGGCCUAUCCUAGGCCUAGGAAUGUUUGAGUUUGGUUUUUAGCAUAUUUUGUCUACAAAAUUAAUAGUACAAAAUUGGAACAUUAUUGGUAGCAACAGUCCAUUUUUACACUUUCAACCAAACAGUUGCUAUAGGCACUAUCAUUUUAAGAGAAUAUGUUGUGGUAACUUAAGGCUACCAAACUUACCUGUGGCAGAUACACCCUCAAACCAAAUCAAAACACAUUCCAAAACAUACCUUAGCAAGAUGUAGAUUAAGCGCUAAAAUGCCUUGGUACACUCAUAAGUUAGGCAACAGAUAGGAGCUCUGUAGAUAAUGUAGUGCUUCCCAUAGCAUGUUAUGGAUAUCUACAUCAUGUUUCUUACUGGCACAACUUAGAACAUCAAACCAUAAAUAAUGAGAAAGCAAUCAUGUGCAUCUUGUGUUUUUGUUUAACAAAUUGUAUGAUAUGGACCUCUCAAGUGAGUAAAUGACAAUGAGUGAAUCCCUUCUCUGGUGUUGAGUACAUUUUCUGUGUGUGUGGUGUUCCCUGGGUGUAUGGCAUUUCCUGAACAUAGUGUUUCUUCAGUGUAUGAAUGUGGCAAAACACGUUCAGGAUAUCUGAUCAACCAGGCUGCAAGCAGCCGCAUCAAACGACCUGGUUGACUAGACUACCAACCAGGAGGCUUGGCCACAGACUGGGCAACGGGGACAUUGAUCCUCGGAAUCAUCAACAGGCAUUCGACAGGUAUGGUGUGUAAUGCGUACCCUGCAUGUAUCUCUGGAUAGAAGGUACUCCUUCGGCAUAUGGUUGUUGCAGAGUGUAUAGUGACUGGCAAGUAUAUCUAUUCACAUGAUUCUUGACUGCCGCAAGUGCAUAGUCCUGAGUGUCUAGUGUGCUGUGGGAGUAUACAUGUAAUCUGGGCUCAUGGUAACUCUCUGCUGCUCUUUUUACCAUGAACAAAUAUUUUAUUAACUAUAUAUCACAACCAAUCCAUCAUCCAAAGUUCCUUUCAGAAUUAAUGUUUAUAUAUUUCCUCCAAAUAAAAAUAUUAUUGUUUGAGGAAUGAUCUUGAAGCUAAUGAAGUAAGGCAGAAGAAUCUUGGAGUGAAUAAAAUUUGAUAAAAAGGAGUGUAGGUUGAUGACUGCCUUGCUGAAGAUGAGACAUGCCAGUUAGAUGUUAGUUGAUGAGCAAUGAUGAGGUAUUUUGGAUUAGAAUUUGUCGUGGUACUUAAUUCACACUUCAUCGUUCCUGUAAACCAACACAAGUCUAACAGCUCAAGUCAUACCUUCACCUCUCCCUGUCAACACUCCCUGAGACUCUUGACCAGUGUCUCUAGCUCAGUCCUCACCAAUAAGCAUCUAGAGACUUGCCAACCCCAUUUCUACUAUAUCUUGCUCACUUUUUCCACUUUUAUCAGGUCAUUCCGAGUUUUUGUUUUAAUGCCAUUCAUUAUAUUUAAGUCAGUUAACUUUAUCCUGAUCUACAUCAUUUGAACAUUAACUUUGUAUUAAUCUCACACACACUAUAAAAUGUAAUUAGCUUAAUUUUAUAAUUAAAAUUAAUCCAGUUCACAUUUUAAUUCCAUGCACUGUAUAUGUUUUGGUUUUAGGGUCUAGGCCAAGUGUUUGACCCUACUAAGACAUUCAGCAAGAUCCCAGACACAGUACUUGAUCCUAGUCCCAUUCAUUUAAUUUGUAUUCCCCAUUUAGUUGAUCCUGUUCAAAACUACUUGACCCUUGUCCUGUUUGAGUCCCAAUAAAUCCUCCAUUUAAAAAGGUCAAUGCUGGAGGUGCUCAUCUAUACGUGUCUUUGACGCGUUACCACUUGUCAUGUUGUGAGGUCAAAAGAAAGUUGAAAUAUAUUAAAUUGUCAUCCACACUUCAGAGGAAAUAAACAAUCCAUUCACCUGGGUUGUAUGGGUCUCGAACUGUUAGACC